Tarenaya hassleriana is the source of this 1593-nucleotide messenger RNA. RefSeq names its product putative hydrolase C777.06c. Bases 93 to 1343 code for a protein of 416 amino acids. The record is from RefSeq and is a predicted model, not a curated record. NCBI's taxonomy places the organism in Eukaryota, Viridiplantae, Streptophyta, Magnoliopsida, Brassicales, Cleomaceae. The transcript is spliced from 11 exons.
CCAAGCCAACCAGCCAAAAUUGUCCUCUGGAAGGACAGCACCCCAUUGUGUACCUACCGAUUCCCUGGAUUUUAACCCAAUCGGAUUCUACAAUGGCGGCUUUUUCAGCGAUUCUGUCUAUGGGUAUCGGAGCAAUUCGCCCGUCGUAUCCCUCUCUGUCCUCCUGUUUGCAACCGCUCCGGCACCAGACGUCUCUUCUCCGCUGUCCCCGGCUCGUCUCGAGAAACGAGAGGUCUUCAUUGAAGGGGAUCCUUCAAGCCUCCCCCCAGUCCAAUUAUGCAAGUGCCGAUGCAUCGGAGAAGUCGCCCGAAGAACAAUCUGAGAUUAUAUUUAUGGGGACUGGAACUAGCGAAGGGAUUCCUCGUCUCAGCUGCUUGACUAAUCCUCUGAAAACAUGUCCGGUCUGCACAAAAGCAACGGAACCUGGAAACAAGAAUAGGAGACUGAACACCAGCAUCCUGGUCCGGUACGUCAGACCAUCUGGAACAAGUAACAUACUAAUUGAUUGUGGCAAGUUCUUCUAUCAUAGUGCCCUUCGAUGGUUUCCCCUCUUCGGGUUAGUUGCUUCUCAUCGGUUGGCGAAUAUGAUCCAAUCUCAGAGUUAUUGCUCUAUCGAUUUUUUAACUGUUAGUCAGUGUUCAUUCCUUACCCUUGAACUCUAUUACGAUGACACCCUUUUUGUUGUCGGGACAUGUACUCCCGUUAUAACUUGCUGUGUUUCUGUCAGGCUAAGAACAAUUGAUGCGGUUAUAAUUACACAUUCUCAUGCUGAUGCAAUCGGAGGUCUUGAUGAUCUCCGUGAUUGGACAAACAAUGUCCAACCCCUCAUUCCAAUCUACACUGCUAUGCGAGAUUUCGAGGUGAUGAAGAAGACUCAUUAUUACUUGGUUGAUACAAGUGAGAUCAUACCCGGUGCUGCAGUCUCAGAGCUGCAAUUCAAUAUCAUACACGAGGAACAACCCUUUAUCGCAAGUGAUCUAAAGAUUACACCAUUACCUGUGUGGCAUGGCCGUGGUUACCGUUCUCUUGGUUUCCGGUUUGGUAAUGUAUGCUACAUAAGCGACGUUAGUGACAUCCCUGAAGAAACUUACCCUCUUCUUCAAGAUUGUGAACUUCUUAUCAUGGAUGCUCUGAGGCCUGAUCGUUCUUCAUCAACACACUUUGGCCUUCCAAGGGCGUUAGAGGAAGUACGGAGAAUCAAACCAAGAAGAACUCUGUUCACAGGGAUGAUGCAUUUGAUGGAUCACGAGAAGGUUAACGAAGAACUCGAAAAACUCGCAGCCACGGAAGGUAUCGAUGUUCAAUUGAGCUACGACGGCCUUCGUGUACCGAUCUCUCUAUAACCGGUUCAAACACACUUCAUACCGGGGGAGUUUCAUUUUUUUUUGUACCGGUUUAUAGAAUGACAGCAUUCUUUCACCACAAAAGUGGGUUUAUGAGAACCGGGUCAAUUCAUGGUCUUUGAUAACCGGGUUUCGAGAACCGAUUUGGUUAUGUUUGAUAGUGGGUAGAGAUAGGGCUGGCACGGAUCGAAUAUCCGUAAUUUUGGGAUACUCGAUUGCAAACCCGUGUUUCCCGGGUUUUGAAUUCGUA